UUUGUACAAUUAUGAAUCCAUGUAAGUAACAAGUAAAUUUUAUUCAUAUCUGAACAUGACAUCAAGUUCCGAGUCAUCACCUGAUGAUACACCUCGUCCAUCAAAGUUUGAAGACUUUGAUUUUUUCGAUUCUGACAAAGAUGUAGGAAAUGAGAAAAAAGUAUCUAAUACAUCAAAAUGGAGCGCAAAAACAGUAAAUUCUUCUGAAAGAAAUCUGCAUGAUGAACUUCAUGGCAGUGGCAUGAAGAAUGAUCAAGUUGGUAUGGGUGACCCUCAUAAAAGUCAUGAUUUUUCUGAAUCUGAACAUAAAACAAGUAAAACUUAUACUUCAAGUACAAAGGUACAGAUCAAACAAAUUUCUCAAACGACUACCAAUUCUAAACGAAAACCUAAAGAACAGUUAACCGUCCAUGUUCCAGUUCAAGCAUCAAUGAAUAGGUAUAAUUCCUCGUCGAGUGACGACGAUUCCUCAGGUUCUGUGACAGAUGUUUCUCCCUUGCCAUCACCAGAUAUUACACCGAGACCACGUACAGUUCCCCAUGAUAAAGAAAGUUCACCAAACAAAAGAAACAAAAUGAAAAAAGAAACUAAAACGAAAUUCACAAUUAAAGAAAGUGGUGUUGAAGAUGGGGAACGUCCUCAUGCUCGUCGCGCGAAUGGAGAAACUUUAUCUGUUGAAGAUCUUUUUUAUUCUAGUGACGGCACCCCGUUAAGCAGUGGGGAGAGAGAUACUCAAGCCAUAAGAAGAAAACGAGUUCAGCGUAAAAAAAGGAGUCGCUAUGAGGAAAUUCAACAAAGGAUGGAGGCAUCAUCUCGUCAUCAUCGGAGGAGAUUAUUAGAUGUCGCAGCAGAAAAUUCUAUGGAUUUAAGUCAAUUACUGGAAGUGGUUUUAGAGAUGGAGCAAGAAGAGAAAGCCAGGAGAAUGUAUCAAAGCCACAAAGCAUCUAAAAGUGUUUUACCUCCCCCUUUGAAACCAUCUCAUAGAAAAAACAUGUCCUUCUCCAAUCAACAAGUUCGUGAUAUCGACUAUGAAAAUCAAAGAUUGCUUCAGCGUUUAGCCCAACUUAACACUCGACAACGGCCAUCUAGUGCUUCUAGUGUGAGAUCAUCUGCAUCUUCUUAUAGAAGUAAUGCAAGCACAAGUAGAAGCAACAGAAGACCAGCAACAGCAAGAAGACCAUCCCCGGCACAAGGACCAAGGGUAUAUCACUCAGCUACAAACAGGAUUCGUGACCAACAAAGGAUUGAAAGAGAGAACCUGACAAUUCUGAAAAGACUGCAAUCAACAAAAGCAACUGGCAUUCUCAAAAGGGAAAAUUUAUUACGGGAUUAUGAGAGACAAACUGGUAGACCGGUUGAACCGGGACGACAGCGCAGAAGACCGAGAUCUGGUCAAACAAGACAAGGGGAUUAUGAAAAUGGGUCUAUGCAAUUUUCGCAAAGGAAGGCAAAACCAGUUUGGCAAGAUUCUUGGUGAACAUUGACUGUUAAUCUUGUUGAAUCAAGCUUUUAAAUAAGGAUAUGUCUAGUAAUAUGGAAGUUCCCAAUUUCUUACAAAUCAAAUUACUGGUCUCAUCAUCUCCCGUUUAAUGAUCAUGAUAGAUAUUAUCAUUUUGUAUUUUUAACAUGCUGUUGACAAAGACAACAUUCAAGAUACAUUUUUUUUUUGAAAUGGCUUCGUAAACAAACCCUCUCCCAAAUGUGAAAAAUUUGCUAGAAUCAGAUUACCUGACAAGCAUGUGGUGUACAGACAAGAGGAUAAUAAUGUUAUUCAAAUAUAUUAUGUAUAAUUUCAAAUAAAGAGCAUCUUUCACUUAGUUGAUAAUACCAAUUCAAAAUCAUAGGCAGCGAUAAGUUUUAUCAUUUUUUUUGUAUAAUCAAUUGAAAAGUCUUUUUUAUUCCAAUAUUAGAGUAGAAUAAUAAACUACGUUUCACAUUUUAAUUGCUUUCGCAUUGCAUUUUUGUUUCUUCCAACUUUUAUUUCGGUAACAUGCAAUACCAAAUUAAAUGACAAGAAAAUGUCCGGGGAAUUUUCUAUUCGAUGGAUUGAUAUGUGUUUGACAAUAGUUAAAAGUGAUCUAUUUACCUAGCAAAAUGUUUUUAUACCAAUGCACUAUGACUAUAUGAAUCUGAAUAUCUACAAAAAUGCUACCGGAACAAUAUGAAAAAUUCAUGACUACAUUUUUUCUAUCCUUAAUUUUACAAAAUUCUAUUCAGGCAAUCCCCAUUAUACUGAGAGAUAUUUGGAGCUUUAUAAUGUUCAUAAUUUUGGCAGAUUCAUUGAAAUUUUCGAAGCCACCACCAGAUAAGGAGUUUACAUCCCUGAGAGCUGUAAAUAAUUUUCUGCAUGCACUGUGUAAUGGAGCAAAAGUAAUAUAUUUUAUUUGUUAUAGUGAUCUUCAUAAACUAGUUGUUUAAAUAAAACAAAAUCACAGAUUGUGAAUA
Molecule: messenger RNA, 2445 nt
Organism: Styela clava
Lineage: Eukaryota; Metazoa; Chordata; Ascidiacea; Stolidobranchia; Styelidae
Biological process (GO): spermatogenesis
Source: RefSeq, a predicted model, not a curated record